UAUUUACUUUUAAACAUCAUAAGGAAUUGAAAAUAUAGAAAGAAACUCUCUAACAAAAUGUCAAAGGAAACUUGUGAUGAAAAAGUAGAUCUUACCUAUGAGGAAUUUUUACUUGUCCAUCAAAACCAACUGGAGAAUUCAUGUGUACCACAGCUGUACUGGGCAACUCUUUUUAGAAAGUUGAAAAAUGAGAUAUUUGAUGCUGGUGAGGUGUUCCAGAUUCAGUGUGUUGAGGAGGCGGUUGAUGAUGAGGUCAAUGAGGUCAGUGAAGAAAAUGAUGCCAGCAGAAAUACUUGGAGAGUUAUUGUCAAUAACCAAGACGGAAUCAAAUGCAUCGAUAAAAAACAUAUCUACCUUAUUGAUCAUGCAUGGACAUAUCGUGUACAUGAAGCAAGGCAGUACUUGAUGCAAGUAGCAGGGUUAAAGGAGAGGAUGUGUGCAUUGAUGGAUGUCCAAAUAGAAAAUAGAGAGGAGAAAGAAGUAAUAGAUGAUAUACUGAAGGAAAUGUGGAAGUUUAAUAACACAUACAGUAUUGGGAACUAUGAACUAGGUACAAAUGAACGUCUUCCUAUAUGGUAUGUAAUGGAUGAGUUUGGUUCUCGUAUUCAACAUUCAGACAUGCCUUCAUUUAAAAUGGCACCUUUCAUGUACGGACCACAAAAUCUGGCAUUUUCUAUCAUAUGGCCAGUUAGAGAUUUGGAGAAAGGAGAGCGAGACAGUAAGCAAGAAGAUUAUGUACCAAAUUUCAGCCAUCCAGAAACGCGAGAAAAAGCUCUACUGUUACCGUACGCAGGCUUGGAUCACCAGGUAGAUGACUUUACAGAUAUUUCAUAUGAACAACCAGAGCCUGAUCCUUCUUUUUUCUCUGCACACAGGAUAGAAGAAGACACAGGACCAGGUCUGACAGAUGUUCCUCCACUACCUACUGACAGGAAGUUAAAAGUUUGUCUAGAUUACCCACAAUCCCCAGAACUGACAGACAGCAGGUUUGUAAUGGUGGACACUGGUGAAGAGGCAGACAUUCUCUGGACACGCCAUAGCUUCAAAGAGUAUUGUUCCCUUUAUGGUGGAGGAACUUACAAAUACAUUAAUCAGUUUCCUAGUGAACAGUGUUUAACAGUAAAAGAUUUGUUACCAAUUGUGUGCCGACGAGCAGGGAGUGGAAAGUUUGAUGCCAAAACGCUGGAAGGUUCACCAAAAUGGUUGCCAGUCUCAUAUAAUCUGAAUACUGAAAUGGACAAAUUUGUUUCCUACUUUCAACACCGAGAAGAAAAAGGUUUGGAUAAUGUGUGGAUAUUGAAGCCCUGGAAUCUGUCAAACUCAGCUGACAUUACAGUUAGUAAUGAUAUCAACCAAAUUGUACGCUUCUCUGAAAGUGGUCCAAAGAUAGCAUGUAAGUACAUUUCGGACACAGUAACUAUUUACAGAGAAGACAUCAAGUCAGAUGUGAAGGUGGACUUUCGUUUCCUUGUGUUUAUGGCCAGUAAAAAUCCACUAAAACUUUGGGUGUAUAAACCAUUUAGUGUCAGAAGAGGGCACAAACAGUAUGAGCUUACUGACUUUGAUGAUUUCUUGAGGCAUUUGACAUAUGUUGGUCUUUAUGAAUAUAACGUAUACAGACCUGGUAUGUAUACAGAACAGUUUAUAGAACCGUUUGAAGCUGAAAAUCCAGGAUUUAAAUGGGAAACUAUAGAGGCUGAAAUACACAAGAUGUUUCUGGAAGUAUUCCAGGCAGCAACCAGUAAAGAUCCCCCAGCAGGGAUUGGACAUUUUCCCCUCUCUAGGGCUGUUUAUGGUAUUGAUUUACUGUUACAGUGGAGCACAAAUGAAAAAGGGGAGAAGUAUGUACAGCCGAUGUUGAGUGAGGUUAACUUUGCCUGUGAUUACACAAGCUGGAUGGAAGAGUACCCAGAAAUGUUAAAUGAUGCAUUCAGUACAUUAUUCUUCAAUGAUAUCAAGGGCCGGGAAGAUAGAGUCAUACCAUUGUCAUGACACAAUAUGUAAACCAGAAAAACAAUUACAUGCAGGUGGACAAAAUAUCAUGGAAGCAAGAUAUUUUCCAAAAGCACAUGUCAAAUAGUAAAUAGCCUGGAGCUUGAAAAUGUUUUAGUGAGAAAAUAUUAAUUACUAAAUGAAUAUUAUUACUCAUUGAAUAUUUUUUCAUUAAACUGCAAUAAGAACAGGUUUUAACGUUUUUAAGUUCGACUAUUCGAACAAUAGUUGGGCUAAACUACUUACCCAGUUAUACAUGCAACUUCUUUUACAAUAUCAUAUGUAAGCAAAUAUUAAUAAUACAUGUACUUUCUUGCCUUGUUUUAAUAACACAUUCAAUAUUUUAUUUUUUCAAUUUAAUAGUUAUACAAUAAAAUUUGUGUUAAAUCAUCUUAUUUUACAUUACUGUAUAAAUAAUUAAACUAUUAAUUGUUAACAUAUGUUAUUUCACCGUAAUAAGACAGACACCUGUCUAAUCAUUUAAUUUUACUGUAAUAACAACAAAGUAAUUUGUUAAGAUAUUUUUAUUUCAUUAAUGAUAAAAUUGUUUUGAAAAUAGAUUUUAACAAAUUGUCAAUUGUUUUAUUACAUUGCAUGGUAUGCAGAAGACAGCUAAUACACAUUUAUAUAAUGUGCCAAAAAAGUUUUGAAAAAAAAAAACAACAA
Ruditapes philippinarum (Manila clam) is the source of this 2658-nucleotide messenger RNA. Its product is annotated as tubulin--tyrosine ligase-like protein 12. NCBI's taxonomy places the organism in Eukaryota, Metazoa, Mollusca, Bivalvia, Venerida, Veneridae. The record is from RefSeq and is a predicted model, not a curated record. The transcript is spliced from 14 exons. Bases 58 to 1992 code for a protein of 644 amino acids. Gene Ontology annotation, biological process: protein modification process.